This is a messenger RNA of Orbicella faveolata, 3258 nucleotides long. Its product is annotated as beta-2 adrenergic receptor-like. Gene Ontology annotation, cellular component: dendrite; plasma membrane. Gene Ontology annotation, molecular function: neurotransmitter receptor activity; G protein-coupled serotonin receptor activity. The record is from RefSeq and is a predicted model, not a curated record. Gene Ontology annotation, biological process: G protein-coupled receptor signaling pathway, coupled to cyclic nucleotide second messenger; chemical synaptic transmission. NCBI's taxonomy places the organism in Eukaryota, Metazoa, Cnidaria, Anthozoa, Scleractinia, Merulinidae.
AACUUCAAUGUAUAGUUGUCAUGUUACAGUAAUUUAACACUCGUGGAAACAGAAGGUUGAUGGUUCUGGCCAAAUAAGUGAUCCUUAACAAGAAAGACAAUAGCCGCAUGAGUCUGUCAAGAGCCACACCUACUUAUAUCGAAGAUUACAACUGGUAUGAAUUCUGAAUUAUACAAACAGUCAAUAGUAUGUUAUAGAUGUUUUAAACCGUCAUGUAGUCUCGCCUUUAAAACAGUACGUUCGGCCUAUACCAUUUGUCAGUUGUCAAUUCUCCCACUCGCUUUUCUCAAGUUUUCUGGAAGUUCAUUUGUCCUCUCUUGUGUUGGCAUAUUUGUGUUUAUCGAGCUAAAUGUUUCGCUUCUUCGUAGAGCCACAGAGGGUAAUAACAAUUGGCAAAUAGAGACAAAGGUUUGCCACGGAUUUUUCUAGUCUUCUACAAGUUUCAACUAAUCAGGUUUUAUUUGCAAUUAGACGCAGUAGAACGGGACAGCAUUUUCACGGGAACAAGAAGACGAAUACAGCAAUGUCUAACAGCAGCGAGGCUACCUCAACAAACCCGUCGCAGACAUUCUCAGACGGAUUCCGCGCCGGUACAGCAACAUUCACCAUAAUUCUCAUUCUUGGUACAGUAUUCGGUAACAUUCUGGUCAUCGUUGCGUUUUCGCGUUACGAACGCAUCCGCACUGUGACAAAUUACUUCUUGGUGUCAUUAGCAUGUACUGAUCUUUGCGUUGGAUUGUUCUCAAUGCCCGUAUGGGUAGCGUACGUAUUGACUGGACCGGUCUGGGUACUAGGCGCUGGCUUGUCACGUGUUUGGACCAUGGUUGAUAUUUUAAUAGGGACGGCAUCCAUUAUGAAUCUCAUGGUGAUAAGCUUUGAUCGCGUUCUGUGUAUAAAGCGGCCUUUGCAUUAUAAGCUAUGGAUGACCACACGGAAAGUGACUGGAAUCAUUUCUUCCGUUUGGCUAUAUUCCUUUGGCGUGGCGGUGAUAAGUUUCUUUCUUUAUCACAAGCGCAUUUUCAACCUGAUUGCAGCUAUCGUGUGCUACUGCAUUCCACUGCUGGUUAUUAUCACCGCGCACUCGAUUAUAUUCAGAGUGGCACUGCAUCAGCUGAAACAAAUACGCGCUACUACGCCUGCGCAGUAUCCAAGGCGUAGCAACAACUUCUUGAAGGAACUCAAGGCAACUAAGACACUGUCUGUAGUAGUGGGUGCCUUUCUAAUAUGUUGGUUGCCAUUCAUGAUAAUAAACACUAUCUACAGUUUGUGUGACCCUCAGAGCUGCCAUCUGGUGAAGCCAGAAAUUAUAAUGGUCACUAAAUGGAUGCAUUACGGUAAUUCCUUGCUCAACCCAAUUAUUUACACAUUCUUGAACUAUGACUUCAGGAGAGCGUUUAAAGCGAUACUCUUUUCCAGAAAUUCGAGACUCCAAGGUGGGAUACUUACCGAAACAAGGAUGUCAGCAGCUAUAAAUAGUGCUUUCCAUAUGGAACAGCGCAAGUAACUCAUCAUUCUCUGGAGCUUUUUUGAGCCAAUCACUUCGCGUAGUAAUGCAAUUGGCCAGUAUUAUUGCAGACCGAUUUGGACUCUACUCGCCAGGUCCUCUGGAAUAUAGUGCAUCGCAUAAUGAAACCAGUUAUAGUAUAAGGUACUGACGAAAAAUAGUAAGAAAUAAAUAAAUCUCGUUAGACGGAACGUCUAAAAACCGGCUACAAGAUGGGGGCGUUAGGAGAUGGGACUGCAGGAAGAGGGGGUUACAAAAACGAUUACCCCGGUAUCUGCCUCUAGAUGAUGUCAGGUUUUAACUUCCAGUUAAGAGAUCACGUCUCUGCUUGGAAGUCGGAUAUAGAUAUACGUUCCUUUGCAUGAUUAGGGCAAUUUUCCUAGUUGCAGCGUUUUGCUUGAGGAACUGAUGUUUCAAGCGACUCAGUGUAUUAAACUGAUUGGAAAAAUUGUUAUCACUCCACCAUGUAAAUAGUGUGAACAUUGCAGAACCCUCGAAUCUUCUCCAGAUGGUCUAACUCAACAUAUAAUGUUCUUACUAGACGCAACUGCAGAGUUUGUUUGCAUCAAAACCUUGAAAGGAAACACGUCUGAAGAAUUUUUAUUUAUUCUGUAUCGUGACUGGCUGUAGGAGAUUUCCUGCGUUAUGGCAAAAUGAUAACAGUGAAGACCAAAGAAGAAUUUUCAGGAGGCGAACACCACUCUCCUUUUUAUUUCGUCUCGCAGAAAGGAAGCCAUCACAUGGCCUGCGCAUGCUAUCAUGCGAUUCACUGUUAUGUCUUGUUUAUAUUUGUCAUGUGCCUUUCCCGCGGUUUUUUUCAGUGUCACGCAAUGAGUUACGUUGCGUGACUGCAUCCAGUUAAGCGAGUCGACUGAUACUUACGAUAUUGUCAAAGAAGGUUACUCUCUGUGUUGCUAUGCCACUCAGAAAAAUCCGUUCUAUAUUGUUUAGUCCGCUAUAUUACGUGCAUUUGGUGAUGUUCAGAAUAUAGUUUCACAAUCGAUGUUUUAAAUACCGAGUUCCUAGAAUACACUCUUUUUUCGAUAAGAAUAUUGUUUUGCCGAGGCUGAAAUUCUUAUUUUCCCGCCGAUUUUAGAUUGGAAAUGUUGUUUAUUGUGAAUGUUCUUAGAUUAUAGCGUAUGACAUAUCUGUUUUCGACUGUCUGGAUGGUGUCUGGUGGUGUCUGGAUGAAGUAAUUCUGGAGCAAGCCUGCAGGCAUCAUAGCCUGAUAUCACGCACAUAAGUUCUUGCAGAAAUGUUAUUCAGUAGCAUCGAAUAUACGGCUAGUGACGUUUAGAUACAGGAAGAAUUUAUACGGUUUAGUUAAAAACAUAUAAUUGUAAUGUAUUUACACAUUCUAACACAUACAAAUAUCUUCUUUUCAAAGUCUCGGCCCUGGGUUUAUUCUUAAAAUAUUCUUAAAAUUUUGCAAAAUUCACCCUCGAUAUUCCUAUAAAACAUAUUCUUAUAGAAAAAGUAACAGUGCAUGAAGACAAAAUUGUCUCGAUACAAGUCCUGAAAAAGAAUUAUAUAAAAAAAAAUAAACAGAUUGGAUGAUAAAAACUGUAAGUUUAGGAAUAGUGCGCAAUCUCAUGUGAUACGAAUCUAAGACUUAUGCGCUUGUUCAUCAGAUACAUUUAGAUACAUAUAGAUUAUUGAAACUUCAAAAUCACAGCUCUAUGACUGAAUGCGAUAAAACUUUACAAAUGAAUUCAAAUAAUAAGACUAUGCUAAAAUGUGAUCCAUGAAAAACA